This is a messenger RNA of Alligator mississippiensis (American alligator), 970 nucleotides long. RefSeq names its product myelin-oligodendrocyte glycoprotein-like. NCBI's taxonomy places the organism in Eukaryota, Metazoa, Chordata, Crocodylia, Alligatoridae. The transcript is spliced from 5 exons. The record is from RefSeq and is a predicted model, not a curated record. The coding region runs from base 1 to 576 and encodes 191 amino acids.
AUGGCAGCUGCACCGAUGUUGUUCUUGACUCUUCCUUUCUCUGGUGUCUUGCUCUGCUCCCCAGCCCAGUUCAGAGUGAUUGGACCAGGCCAGCCAGUUGUUGUCACCAUGGGAGAGGAUGCUGUCCUCCCCUGCCACCUGUUGCCCCCCAUGAGCGCUGAGAGCAUGGAGGUGCGGUGGCUCCGGCCUGGGUUCUCUUACUACGUGCACUUGUACCGAGGUGGACAGGAUCAGGAUGGGCAGCAGAUGCCUGCAUAUCGGGGCAGGACUCAACUUGUGAAGGACGACCUCAGCGAUGGGAGCGUCUCUCUGAGAAUACGCAGCGUCCGACGCUCUGACCAUGGGCUGUACACCUGCUUCGUCCGGUCCAAUGACUCCUCAGGUGACGCUCUGUUGGAGCUGCAGGUGACAGGUCCCUAUUUCCCAUGGGCGGUGGCUCUGGCCGUGAUUCUGUCCCUUGUCGUUCUCCUGGGCAGUUUCUGCCUCUGGCGGCAGCACCGUGUGACAGAGAGGCGCCGUGCAGACAAAGCAAAGUAUGAAGCAAUGAAAGGUAAGUGCCUUUUACUGCCCCCCUGACCCCCUGACUUCACUGGCAAAACCCUGGUACCCAGCCACGCGUCCCUCCCCAUCUCCAGGGAGGUCUUGUGACAAGGACACUUCUGUAUGAAAGGGUCCAGUCCCACACACUGUCCCACACCCCCACAUCAGGAUGGGGGCAGUUGGCAUAGUGCUGGUGCGGGGGGUGCUGUUCGCACCAGCUGAGCACCCCUUGUUGCUGAGGACUGCUUGGGUGUGUGGGCAGGGCCCGCUCUAGUCAGUCUGCCCUGUCUCUGCCCAAAGGGCUGAGUUGGGGAUGGCUCAGGGCUUUCUUCCCAAUGUUUCCUUGCACCUGAGUGAUGUCCCUGGGGCAGCUCCUCUCACUUCCCAGAGGGGAUGGGGAGAUCUCAGGAUCAGGGGCUACAAAGCAGUA